UAUCGUUGACAACACUCGGCCUUGUACACCGAACACUUACAUUGUACAUUUGGAAUGCCUCGUAAGAGAAAAGGAAGGAAAAGAGCUACAGACGGUGAAGACUCGGCUACUAGUCUCCCACGCUCUAGAUCUACAGUUGCAGCUGGAAGAAGUAAAUAUUUCACAUCUGAACAGACCGCAGAGAAAACUCCUGUCCCUUCCAGGACGCGAAUAUCGAAGGCAAGAGCUGCUGGUAGGCUUUCCAAACAUUUCUGUAAUUCUGAUGAACAGACGGACGACGUAGAGAGUGUAGAAAACGAGAAUUCAGAUAUUUCUAUUGGAAACAAACAUCACCACGUAGAGGACAUGGUGGUAACAGAGACAAAAAGUAAAUACUUUGGUCAAGUUGCAUUGAAUUUGAGUGAAGAGUCGAGCGAUUCAGAAGAAGAAACACAAUCUCGAAGAAAAAGGAAGAAAAAAUCAUUGCGAAUAGAUCUACAACGGAAAAGAUUGAAGCUAGACAAGAAAAGAAAGAACGAUUUUGUAUCAGACUCGGAGUUGACAAGAAACAUCAUGCCUGGCAAAUUCAAGGAAAGUCGAUGUAAUGAGGAUGCUUUUGAUGAAACGGAGGGUACACAGAAGGAGGAUGGAAGUCUUUGUGAGUACAUGGAAAGUGUUGGAAAGAAGUUAGCACACGAACAAGUUUCACAGAAAGCUGGAGAGAAGUGCAUGGAUAAUGGAGGCUGCGUCGUGAAGGAUCAGGGGCUACCAUUGAAACAAGUCAAGGCACCUGAAAUGAUGCGUGAAGUGAAAGAUGUGCAGCCUGCGUGUGCAAGUGAUUCCGAUGUCGAGUGGGAGGAUGUGGAUGCGCCUAGACUUCCAGAACCAUCUCAGGAAGGUGCCAAAGCAAUUGAAAUCACAAUGCAAUCACAGACGAAAUCUGAACGGAUGAUGAGCUGCUUGCAGAGAGCCAUAACAAAGUAUCGUCGUAAGAUACAAGUGAAUAUUCAUAAGGUGCACUUGCUUUGUCUUGUGGCUAUUGCAAAGCAAAGGAGCAAUUUGUGUAAUAUUCCUCUACUUCAGGCUUUUUGUUUGUCUCUUGUUCCUGACCAGUUUUUGAACAUCAAGAAGAAAACAUUUCGGAUAGAUUUGCUUACAAAUCUUACGAAAUGGUUGACAUCUACACUCUCUUAUUGUCCUCAUUCGACUAACGUUUCUGAGGGAGAGUGCUUUUACUAG
Molecule: messenger RNA, 1218 nt
Organism: Corticium candelabrum
Lineage: Eukaryota; Metazoa; Porifera; Homoscleromorpha; Homosclerophorida; Plakinidae
Product: DNA repair protein complementing XP-C cells homolog
Exons: 8
Coding region: 55-1218 (387 amino acids)
Biological process (GO): nucleotide-excision repair; mismatch repair
Cellular component (GO): cytoplasm; nucleus; XPC complex
Molecular function (GO): single-stranded DNA binding; damaged DNA binding
Source: RefSeq, a predicted model, not a curated record